UUCAAUCAUCACAUUUCAACCAGUGAUAAAUCAAGUAAUCAAAUCACUUUCAAACAACAAAGUUUUAUUUUAUUUCAUAUUAAUAUUCAGCAAACAAGAUUUUUUCAAAUAAUUAUUAAUCAAUGUUUAACAAGUGACAAAAAAAUCACACAAAAGACAAACACAGAAAUAGAGAAGAUUAAAUACAAAAAACGAAAAAAAAAAAAAUUCAUCAUCAAAACAUCAACAACAUUCAAUAUUUGUGGACCAAAUUGUAUAUUUUGUGUUUGAUUAAAUUAUCAUUAUUUGUGAAACAAAAGGCAAAAAAAAAUGUUACUAAAUAAUCUGGAUGAUUAUAUGAAAAAAUAUCCGAAUAAACGACCGGAUAUUAUUCAACAAUAUGGUACGGCUGGUUUUCGGAACAAAGCUGAUACAUUAUUUCAUGUAACAUUUCGAUCCGGUAUUCUGGCAACGUUACGUUCACGAUCUACCAAUGGUAUUAUUGGUGUAAUGAUAACGGCAUCCCAUAAUCCUGAAGAAGAUAAUGGCCUUAAAAUUAUUGAACCCGAUGGAUCAAUGUUGGAACAAUCAUGGGAAAAAUUAGCAACAAAAAUUGCUAAUAUUCCGGAUGAUAAUCUUGAACAAUGCAUUGCCGAUAUGGUUAAAGAAUUAAACAUAAACCUUAAAGAUACCGUGGCUAAAGUCUAUCUUGCACGUGAUACAAGAAAAAGUAGCCCAUCAUUAAGUAUUGCAUUAAUGGAUGGAAUCAAAGCUUGUCAUGGUGAAUUUCAGGACUUUGGAUUGCUUACAACACCACAAUUACAUUAUAUUGUACGAUGUGCAAAUUCCAAUGGUCAAUAUGGUGAACCAAGUGAAAAAGGUUAUUAUGAAAAAUUAAGUCAUGCAUUUCUUCGAUUAACCGAACAUUCAAAACAACAAAAACUUCAUCUAAUUGUUGAUUGUGCUAAUGGAGUUGGUGCCCAAAAAAUGAAAUUGAUGGCUCCAUAUCUUAUAGAAAAAAUUACAUUCGAUUUGAUAAACAUUGGUGAUGGUACACUUAAUCUUGGCUGUGGUGCCGAUUUUGUCAAAGUUAAUCAACGACAACCUGAUUCAAUCGAAUUAAAAUCUAAUCAACAUUAUGUAUCAUUCGAUGGUGAUGCUGAUCGAAUUGUUUUCUAUUAUCGAAACGAUCGAGAUGGUAAAUUUCAUCUAUUAGAUGGUGAUAAAAUUUCCGCAUUGGUGGCUAAAUUUUUGCAACAAUUAUUGAAUGAAUCCGGUCUAAACAACAUAGAAAUGAUUGUCGUACAAACAGCUUAUGCAAAUGGAAAUUCAACUAAAUAUAUUAGUGAUACACUUAAAUUGAUCAGUGAUUGUGUACCUACCGGUGUUAAACAUUUACAUCAUCGUGCAUUACAAUCAGAAAUUGGUAUCUAUUUCGAAGCUAAUGGUCAUGGUACGAUUUUGUUUUCGGACAAUGUACAAAAACAGAUUGCCAAAUGUUCGAAUGAAAAUGCCAAAAAACUUUUACAUUUUAUUGAUUUAGUUAAUCAGACUGUUGGCGAUGCAAUAUCCGACAUGUUGAUUGUCGAAGCAAUUUUAGAUAAUUUAAAUCUAACCAUUGAUGAAUGGGAUUCAUUCUAUCAGGAUCUUCCGAAUAAAUUACUGAAAGUGGCUGUUAAAGAUCGUAAUGUAAUUACGACAACUGAUGCUGAACGUAAAUGCGUAAAACCAGAAGGAUUACAAAUGGCAAUCGAUAAGGUGGUGGCCGAAUUUGGUCCACAGGCACGAUCAUUCAUACGACCAUCCGGUACUGAAGAUGUUGUUCGAAUUUAUGCUGAAGCUCAAACAAAAGAAAUGGCCGAUAAUUUGGCUCGAAAAGUUGGAAAUUUAGUCUAUGAUUUUGCCAAUGGAAUUGGAUCAAAAUUUUAAUUUGAAAAUUUACAAUUAAAAAAAAUCAAUUUAUUUUUUUUCAA
This is a messenger RNA of Dermatophagoides farinae (American house dust mite), 1952 nucleotides long. It is a transcript of the gene nst, whose product is annotated as phosphoglucomutase 3-like protein nst. Gene Ontology annotation, biological process: UDP-N-acetylglucosamine biosynthetic process; carbohydrate metabolic process. The record is from RefSeq and is a predicted model, not a curated record. NCBI's taxonomy places the organism in Eukaryota, Metazoa, Arthropoda, Arachnida, Sarcoptiformes, Pyroglyphidae. Gene Ontology annotation, molecular function: phosphoacetylglucosamine mutase activity; magnesium ion binding.